GCUCGAGAGGGUAUUGUAACGGUCCCUCGACUGCCCGCCUGCCUGCCCACCGCCAAGUUCCGCCGGCGUCUGCGCUCGGCACCUACCAGAUGCAAGAAGACAGUGGUUCUGUCUACUUGGUGCCAAAAUGCAGCUUUAUAAGGAGGAUUUGGUGAGCUGUCUCUGACAGUGAAGUCACAGAGAAGGAGCCAGGCAGCCAUUGGCUGGGAACCCUCAGUCUUCCCUGGCUUCCAGGGUUUUUCUUACUUCCUAGGAGCAGCAAUGGAAAAGCCUACAACCAGGAAAAAGAAGACCCAAGCCCCAAAGGAGGAAGCAGGUGUGCAAAAGGCCACUCUCAAAGCAGAGAAAACAUCAAGAGGGAAAAAGCCAACCAAAAGGACAAGAACCCGAAAGCCCCGCAAAGAGCAUGUCCUCAGUCCCGAAGAUGAGGCGACUCUCUUCGAUGCCUUCGAUGCCUCAUUUAAAGAUGACUUUGAGGGUGUCCCUGUCUUUGUUCCUUUCCAGAGGAAGAAGCCCUAUGAGUGCAAUGAAUGUGGGCGAAUCUUUAAACACAAGACAGAUCACAUUCGCCACCAGAGAGUUCAUACUGGAGAGAAGCCCUUUAAGUGUAACCAGUGUGGGAAGACCUUCAGGCACAGCUCAGAUGUCACCAAGCAUCAAAGAAUCCACACUGGUGAGAAGCCCUUUAAAUGUAGCGAGUGUGGAAAGGCCUUCAACUGCGGCUCCAACCUUCUGAAACACCAGAAAACGCACACUGGAGAGAAGCCCUACGGCUGUGAGGAGUGUGGAAAAUCCUUCGCCUACAGCUCCUGCCUCAUCCGGCAUCGGAAGCGCCAUCCAAGGAAGAAGCACUGAGCAGGGCAGCCUGCAGCUGUGGAUCCUUGUCACAUAUCUGAUGAUGGUCCAGGUUUCCUGUGCAGUGCGCUGUUGACUGCCCAUCUGGCUGCCUGUUUCUGUCCUAAAAAGGAAAACUCACCCAUCAGACAUGAGAGCCCAAAGAGACUUUCUGCCCUGUGAGUCUAACCUAGUGCUAACACGGUGCUCCCCGGGGCUUCCUGCAGCUCCAGCCAUUUUCCAGACUACUUCAUGCUACUCAGGGCCAUCUUUGGAACAGCUUUGGGUCGCCGAGAACUUAAACAGCGUGAGAGGCGCCCCUGUUGGCAAGGGCCACUGCCUUCCUCUGAUGCCUCUGCCUGCACCAUCCUCUGUGCUUUUGGCAGUUCUUCUGAAGGCUUCUGGCUCUGGAUGCCCAGCCCCAUGCAGUCUGCUAGGGGCGGGGAACCCUGAUGUGAAUGGCAGGCAACACUGACCAGCUCUGAGGACCCAGUCCCCUUGGACAGUCCCAGGUCCUGCUCAUCUCUGUGCAGCUGACUUCAGUGAUCCUGAAAUUUUUUCUUUUUUUGGCUGAAAUCUCUCUUUUUGCCUGAAACAAGUGUCUGAGCUCAGCACUUGGGCCUGGAACUGGGCUGCACUGUGUUUCCUUGUCCCAGCCGCAUCUAGACAAGUAGCCUGGACCCACCCGAAAUGGGCUUAGCAGACCCUUGUACCUUGCCAUAGUGGCAGAUUUUUUUUUUUUUUUUUUUUAGACUAGGUCUUGUAGCUCCAGGAUGCCAUCAGCAGCGUCUCUCCACUGUACCUUUAAAAAAACAACUGUGGUCUGUCCCCUGCUAGUCAGGUCAGAUCCACUUUCUGCCGGUCACCAGGGCAAGACCAUGUGGCUAUGUCUGCUCUGUCCCAAGUGCUCUGUGAAGUCUGUGUCUUAAGGACAACAAAUUGACUACUGACCGGGAGGGCUGCUAGAUCAGAUCUCCCCAGCAAGAAGCUCAGAGGACUCAAGAGAGUCAGCCUCUACCUCUACCACAGGACCCAGCAGAGGCCAAGCGGGUCAUACACCAGGGAGGCUGUCAUCACUGAAUCCAUUAGCAACAGGAGAACUGUAGAUGGGUGAGUUCAGGGUGGUAUUUUAGACUCCAUGUGAUAACUAUAGGGUACUCUCACUUGUUCCUACCCUGAAGUUGAGAUGGCCACAUCACAUCACCCACAAGCAGCCAUUACUUCUGGCUUGCUGUCAGCCUACUGAAGAGUCCCCAGCACCAGCUCUUUACUUCAACGAGAGACUCUGACAGCCACCUGGCAACAAACUAAAUGUUCAGAACCUCCUGAAUGCUUUGAGACGUGUCCUUGGAACAAUUACAAGCACUACAGCAAAGUGUUGGGAUUCUGAUUCCAGAAGCGUACUCAACCGCAUCCAGAAAUUUCUGGAACAUGCAAGGCAGCUCCAACUGUCAGCAUGUUCACUGCCACAUCGGGUGGGCCUUGUUGGACAGGAAGAGUUCUGACCAGCACAGCUGCUGCUGAGCCUCAUUUAGAGCAGAGAGCACUGCAGGGCCUGAUAACAAAAGAGAGGGAACAAGAGCUCUGAGCUGUACUAACAUCCAUUCCUGCAGCCUCUUCCCAGCCAAGAGAAAAAGCAGGAGCCACCUCUAGGGACUCUUCUGUUUGGGGAGACCAGUGGGUUAGACUUGAUAGCUGGCUCCUUCCGGUCUUGGAAGCCUGUAGCUCCAGGGCACACCUGGACUUUAUUCUUUCUGACAUUGGUCCCUUCCCAGUUUGACAUCAAGACACAAUCAUUUCCUGUGUCAUUGAGUUGGGACACCCAAGAUGCCCUGAAGAAGGCAGUGCUGAGGAAGAAAGGCUGUGUGCCCUUCCUCAAGGGACAGAUGUUCUAUGGCUUCUCGGGAAGACCCAAGGGGGUUGGGUCACCUCUGGUGUGAACCCCAGGUACAGUGCAGACAAGGAGUCUGGCCUAUGUGCCACAUUUACCCUUAGGCCAAGAGAUGGUGCCCACCAUCAGCCUAUCCCUUCCAGAAUCUUGUGCCUGUGGACUUGGGUGCUUGCUUUCUCCUGGUUCCUUCUCAAGGAAGACAAGUAGAUUGUCCUUUCCUGACUUAAAUCGCCAGAGACUGAUGCUCUCGUGUGGCAGCUCCCAGCCAACACCUAGGUGGGGCUGUUGCCCUGCGGCUGGGCCUACAGUCCUGGCUCUGGACCUGCAGAGGGUUCCUGGCACCUGUGAACUGGUAGCACCCAGCUGGCCACACCUUACCUCAGCCACAUCAGUGAUCUGGUGGACUCACCUUUCUUCUAUCUGGCUGGUGCAGACACCUGAGUGUCUUAAUGCCCUAUUCAUUCCUUGCAGGUUGUGUCCUGCCUCCUGUGCUAAAUUGCAGUGGUGAAUUCCUCUUUAACAGCCACAGCCAUGGCCUGCUGGGCUGUAGCAGAUGCUGUCCCCAGUCUGGUAUUUCUGUGUCAAAGUUGUUAGUGCUUACUUUCAUGUAAUAUCCUGGUGCUGUGUCAGUGUUGUGCACAUUGGACUAGAUAUUUUGUUUUGCUGUGUACUUGGUGGCUUCCUUCGUCUGUGAUCCCUCUACUCCAUGGACAGCUUCACUGACCUCCACAUUGCCUUCCUGUUGCUGCCAUGGUUUUUGUGAGCAGAUGCUGCUGCUGCUGCUGCUGCUACUGGAUUCUAUUUUCUCAUAAAAGUAAAUGUGU
Molecule: messenger RNA, 3549 nt
Organism: Psammomys obesus (fat sand rat)
Lineage: Eukaryota; Metazoa; Chordata; Mammalia; Rodentia; Muridae
Gene: Zfp41
Product: ZFP41 zinc finger protein
Exons: 3
Coding region: 262-855 (197 amino acids)
Biological process (GO): regulation of transcription by RNA polymerase II
Molecular function (GO): DNA-binding transcription factor activity, RNA polymerase II-specific; RNA polymerase II cis-regulatory region sequence-specific DNA binding
Source: RefSeq, a predicted model, not a curated record